Messenger RNA from Equus quagga, 2701 nucleotides. RefSeq names its product ArfGAP with FG repeats 2 (gene AGFG2). NCBI's taxonomy places the organism in Eukaryota, Metazoa, Chordata, Mammalia, Perissodactyla, Equidae. The transcript has 13 exons. Gene Ontology annotation, molecular function: GTPase activator activity. The coding region runs from base 115 to 1587 and encodes 490 amino acids. The record is from RefSeq and is a predicted model, not a curated record.
AGCUUCUGUCAGGGGAGCCGGGCGUGCGGAGGCGGCUGAGGAGGCGGGAAGGCGGCAGUGGUUGAAGGGGCGAUUGCUGCCUUGCGGGGAGGAGGUCCGAGAGCGUGGGCAGCCAUGGUGAUGGCGGCGAAGAAGGGCCCAGGCCCGGGUGGCGGGGUCGGCGGAGGAAAGGCGGAGGCGGAGGCGGCCUCGGAGGUGUGGUGUCGCCGGGUGCGGGAGCUGGGCGGCUGCAGCCAGGCCGGCAACCGCCACUGCUUCGAGUGCGCCCAGCGCGGGGUCACCUACGUGGACAUCACCGUGGGCAGCUUCGUCUGCACCACCUGCUCCGGCCUCCUGAGAGGCCUGAACCCCCCACAUCGAGUCAAGUCCAUCUCCAUGACAACUUUCACUGAGCCCGAAGUAGUAUUCCUGCAAUCCCGUGGGAAUGAGGUUUGCAGGAAGAUUUGGCUGGGUCUUUUUGAUGCUCGGACAUCUUUAAUACCAGAUUCCAGGGAUCCUCAGAAGGUGAAGGAGUUUCUCCAGGAAAAAUAUGAGAAGAAGAGAUGGUAUGUCCCCCCAGACCAAGUCAAGGGGCCCGCUUACACCAAAGGCAGUGCCACCACCCCUCUCCAGGGCUCCCUCCCGGAAGGGAAGCCCCUGCGGACACUUCUAGGGGAUCCUGUGCCGUCUCUCUCAGCUGCUGCCUCCACCUCGAGCCAGUCUGUCAGUCAGUCUCAGUCUCGGACAUCCCAGCCCCGGAGCUCUCAGCCACCUCCUCCCUCCUCAGUCAAGAAAGCCAGUACUGACCUGCUGGCUGACAUCGGUGGAGACCCCUUCGCUGCUCCCCAGGUGGCACCCACUUUUGCUGUAUUCCCAGCCUUUGGGGGCCAGACACCUUCCCAUGGGGGCUUUGCCAACUUCGAUGCCUUUGGCAGUAGCCCCAGCCCUUCUGCAUUUGGAAGCAUUCCUCCAGCUGGCCAAGCCCCAUUCCAGGCCCAGCCAGCACCCACAGCCAGUCGGAUGCUAACGGGAAGUUACAGCUUUGGGAGCAGCCAGGGGACUCCAUUUGGUGCCUCUCCUCUUGCGCCUGCCAGUCAGCCCAACAGCCUCACAGAUAUGGGCAGUCUCCUGGGAGCCGGGGCGUCAGCUGGAGGUGUCCCUAGCAGCAUCUUCGGGAUGGCCGGCCAGGUCCCCACGCUCCCAUCGGCUACAACUGGUGGAGGUGGCAGUGCAGGACUUGCCUUUGGAGCCUUCACCAACCCUUUCACAGCUCCUGCUGCUCACCCACAGCUGCCUUCCACCAACCCAUUCCAGCCCAAUGGCAUCGCCACAGGGCCUGGCUUCGGGAUGAGCAGUGCUGGGCCUGGCUUCCCCCAGACAGUGCCACCCACUGGAGCCUUUGCCAGCACCUUCCCACCACCGAUCUUCCCCACACAGACAUUGGUGGCUCAGCAGCAGAAUGGCUCUUCCUUCAGCGACUUAGGAUCAGCCAAGCUGGGGCAGAGGCCACUAAGCCAGCCAGCGGGCAUCUCCACCAACCCCUUCAUGACUGGAUCCUCAUCAAGCCCAUUUGCCUCCAAACCUCCGACCACCAACCCAUUCUUGUAGCACUGUGUCCUGGGGUGGGCCCUUCUCUGCUCUCUGGGGCCCCUCUACUGCCUGGAGCUCUGGUGACCACUUGCCUGUGGCAUUUCUGUGCGUCUGAGACCAGAAUGGGCCUUAUUUUGUAGGGUAGGGGUCCUAGGGAUGGUAGAGGUCCUGAUGCUUUGCUUGGGGCUUGCAGAUAAAAGGCAGCUUCCCAGGUCAGCUACCCCCAAGGCUUCCUCCCUCCCUCCCUCCAGCCCGAGCCCAGGCAGGAGGCCCAGGAAGAGAGAAGACAGGGCCUGGCCUCGAGGAGUGAUGGUGUUUCAUUUCUCAAAUUAUUCAUUAUGAUGACAAUCAUCCUCCUCCUCUCCUGCCCUCAGCAUACACAGUGCUCCCUUCACUCCCAGCCCUGGGCGCGGAGGAAGCUGUGGGCACAGACUGACCGGCUUUCCCUGUGGGAACAACUCUUUCCCCAUGCCCAGCUUUCCAGCACUGUUCUCGUGGAGGGAAGCACAGUGGGGAAGUAGGGGAGAGGUGGAGAUGAGGCGUGGUGUUGCUGUGAAGGCCCAGGGAGGGGUGGGGGCAGCCAGAGUGCCCUUGGGGCCCUGCUUGGGCCAGCAUACCCUUUUCUCCCCACCCCUGCCCGGCAAGGAGGCCCUCCAUGGCUGUGCUUCCCCAGCUCCCUCCCUCAUCCUGGGCAUUCAGGAUGAAUAGUUUUACCGACAUACUUAAACGUGCCCAGCUCCUGUCAAGCACUUUAGUUAGCCGUGGUGUCAUGUUUGGAUACCGGUGUUUUAUAUUUAUACAUAGAGAAUUUUCUAAUAUAGCCUAUUAUAUAUAUAUACACACAUAGAGAGAUAUACACACAUGCAGCCGUUCUCCCGCUCAGACAGCUCUUUGACAUGGGGAAUGGGACGAAUCCCCAUCUGUGCCUCCACCAGCAAAGCCAGAGCUCCAGGGGGUGGGGGGGAGGGCAGUCACAUGUCCUGUCCACCCCAGAGCCUGGGCUUUUCCAGGGAAAGGCUUUGUGCAAUUGGCUGUUUUUUCUUUCUUUUUUCCACGUGCCUCCCCUGCCCCCAAUCUCUGCACCAAAGCUGUUGCUGGCAAUGUUGGAAAAGAACUGCAUUUGAAAGAAAAA